UAAAUAGAAAAGAUAUGCCUGAAAAUUCAGAGGUUUCUCCUGAUCCUUGGACUGCUGCUAAGUCUGGAGAUUUCGACAAAAUCCAGGAUUAUAUCCAGAAGCAAGGUGACCCUAAUGCAAAAAACGAUGAUGGGUUCACACUUCUUCACAAAGCUUGCGUCGGUGGACAAGUGAGAGUUGCCAAGUUUCUCCUGGAUAAUGGAGCAUCUGUCAAUGGAGUUACAAAGAAAGGGAGUAUGCCAAUUCACGUGGGUGGAAGAGCUGGUCACGUGGAAAUAGUCAAGUUGUUGAUCGACUAUGGAGCCAGCAUUGACAGCAGAACUACGGACUGCUGGACUGUUCUGCAUGAGUCUUGCGAUAACAACAAGAUCGAUAUGGUUAACUUCCUUCUUCGCCAGAACGCAAAAGUGAACACAAUCAAUGAGAAGGGAAACACUCCGCUGCACGCAGCGUGCGAAAAAGGGAACCUUGAGAUAGUGAAGAUUCUCUUGGAGCACGGAGCAGAGAAAGAUGCAGAAAACGUUGAUGGGUUCACGCCCUUAUUGAGAGCGUGCACUAAUGGCCAUCUCUUCGUGAUCAAAGAGCUGGCGUCGAGAGGUGCAAAUAUUUAUAAGACUACCAAGAAAGGCAGUACAGCUAUGCACCUGGCGGCAAGAGAUGGGAGCAAGGAGGUUCUUCAGUUCCUAAUCACUAACGGUUUUGACAAGGAUGUCCGGACUCCUGAUUUGUGGACGCCACUACACGAGGCCGCAGAUACUAACCACCCUGAAGUUCUUGAGUAUCUGUUACGAGAGAAGGCAAACAUCAAUGCCCAGACACAAGCUGAAAACACACCCCUCCAUUUGGCCGUUAAGAGGAAGAAGCUGGAUGCCGCUCACAGACUUCUCAACGCAAGUCCAGCGCCUGAUGUGACAAUCAAAGCGAAAGGAAAGACUCCUCUCCAGAUGGCCAGAGAUUCAAACCUGGACCAGGCGCUCAUUACAAAGAUAGAGAAGCUGGAACAGAAGAUUCUGGCCCAGCGCAACCAAACAACUGCAGUUUCGGACAAUGCAGAUGGAAUGAGGAAUCUGUCUAUCAAUGAUCCAGUGGAGACGGAUGUGUUCCUGUCGUAUGACUACCAGAACCAGGCCAAUGUGAACACUCUCUGUGACUGUCUGGAGAAGAACUACCGCGUCUGGUUCGACAAGAAGUACCUCACAGCAGGAGACAAGAUCAACGAACAGAUUGAACUCGCCAUCCAGAACUGCAAAUUGAUGAUUGUGUGCUUGACCCCUGCAUACCUGAGAUCGAAGGCCCUGUGCAAGCAGAUGCAGUAUGCAAACGAGCAAGGCAAGAAACUGAUUGGCCUCCGAUUCAGCUCUAGUGCCAUCAAUUCCCAGAACCAGGAUCCUCAGGUGUCUCAACUCCUGAUGAACAUGGUCAGUAUUAAGGUCAUGGAUUUGACGCAUGGAGAAACAAUGGACGAGAGGACCUACAAGUCGCUCCAAGGACACGUCGACAAACUGCUGGAUGCUGAGCACUAAAGAAGAGUGUCUAUCUAAGGCGUUCAUCUUUCAGUAUUUUUUAAACAGUGCUCAUACAUUUAAUUAUAAGAGGAUCAAUUUUAAAAGCCAAGAUUUUUAAUAUAUUAAAUGUGAAAGACCCAAGUUGAAAACGGAGUUUUUAGGAUUUGAUAUGGGAGAUCAAAACGUAACAUGUAAGAUUAGUUAAUGCAAUGAUGCAGUUGAUUGAUUUGAUUGUAAACAGUUUUAAUUUAAAUUUUUAGUUUUGUAAUAACA
Molecule: messenger RNA, 1778 nt
Organism: Symsagittifera roscoffensis
Lineage: Eukaryota; Metazoa; Xenacoelomorpha; Acoela; Convolutidae
Product: ankyrin-1-like
Exons: 10
Coding region: 15-1523 (502 amino acids)
Biological process (GO): signal transduction; protein localization to ciliary inversin compartment
Cellular component (GO): ciliary inversin compartment
Molecular function (GO): protein binding
Source: RefSeq, a predicted model, not a curated record